GGAUCUUUCUUUGCCUGUGCUAUGGAGAAGAGCCGAGGGAACGGGAGCAAGGAGAUGGUUCUUCCUGAGGAACCAUUGGAGAUCAAGUUGGCAGUGAUCGAUUAGCCACGGGGCGUGUCCGCCUUGCAUGUCCUUUUGCACGGCCGCACCACCCGACACCACCCCGCCCCUAUCCCGUCCUCUGCGUCCUUUUCCCUGCUCAUCCCACCUCACCACAUGCCCCUGUCCGUCCCUCUCACCUCUCCCACUUUGCCUCGCUUGCUAGCAUUCAUAACCCCGCCGACCUUCCUCUCUUUCUCAUGCUCUCGAUCUCUCGGCCUCUCGUCGUGGCGUGAGCGAGCGCAGCAUAACAAACAUGGUGAUUAAGAAGCAGAACAAGCCGCCUCAGACCGCGGUGCUGAGGCAGAUACUGAGGCGGUGUUCGGGCUCGGGGAGGGAGAAGGAGGAGGAGGAAGGGCUGCCGGUGGACGUGCCCAAGGGCCACUUCGUCGUCUACGUCGGCAAGAACCGGAGCCGCUUCAUCGUGCCCAUCUCCUACCUAGACCACCCCGAGUUCCAGGCCCUCCUCCGCCAGGCCGAGGAAGAGUUCGGCUUCGAGCACCAUAUGGGCCUCACUAUCCCAUGCGACGAGGUGGUCUUCCGCUCCCUCACCUCUGCCCUCAGGUGAAGUGGAAGUCAAGACCAAGAGCAGCAGAGGAGGCGACUCUGCUUCUGCUGACCUUUACGAUCAUCUCUCUCUCUCUCUCUC
Molecule: messenger RNA, 748 nt
Organism: Musa acuminata AAA Group (dessert banana)
Lineage: Eukaryota; Viridiplantae; Streptophyta; Magnoliopsida; Zingiberales; Musaceae
Product: protein SMALL AUXIN UP-REGULATED RNA 51-like
Exons: 1
Coding region: 356-667 (103 amino acids)
Biological process (GO): response to auxin
Source: RefSeq, a predicted model, not a curated record